AUGUAUCGACAAGUUUUAGUCGAAAAAGAGCAGCAAUGUUUGCAGCGCAUUUUAUGGAGAGAUGACCCUUCUCUGCCAUUAGCCACUUACGAACUCAAAACAGUAACGUACGGGACAAAAUCCGCGCCAUAUCUAGCAACGAGGUGCAUCAAAGAAUUGUCUAUACAACAUCAAGUUUCAGAUCCCGACGCUUCGGAAAUAAUCUUGAACUGUUUCUAUGUCGAUGACAUGUUAAUGGGUGCCAACAGUAUUGAUAGUGUGGUAAAGUUAGGCAAUGAUGUUUUCAAAAUUUUGAAGAGCGGAGGAUUUGAAUUACGAAAGUGGAGUUCUAACAGUGAUGAAAUUUUGCGAAAAAUGAAUGUCUCAACGUCGGAAACUGACUCGUUGGUGAUAAAUAGAACAGAAUGUUUUAAAGCACUUGGUCUAUCCUGGAAUAAAAAAUCUGAUACGUUCAAUUUUGAAGUGUCACCGAGUGAGGAUCAUGAUAAGGUCUCAAAACGGUCAAUUUUGUCAGACAUAAGUCAAUUGUUUGAUCCCAUGGGAUUAGUCAGUCCGUGUGUUAUUAUAGCUAAAGUAUUGCUUCAGAAAUUAUGGCUAGAAAAAAUAGACUGGGACUCAGCACUAUCGCCAGAAUUAGGAAAACAAUGGCUCAAACUAAAAAAUAGUUUAAUGGAAUUGAAUAAGAUACAAAUUAAUCGCAAGGUUAUUUGUGAUGAUGCUAUGAAAGUUGAAUUACACGGAUUUUCUGACGCGAGUGCAGAAGCAUACGGAGCAGCAAUAUAUGUGAGAUCUAUAGACACGAAUGGAAAAAUUCACGUUUCCUUAUUAUAA
Molecule: messenger RNA, 831 nt
Organism: Acanthoscelides obtectus
Lineage: Eukaryota; Metazoa; Arthropoda; Insecta; Coleoptera; Chrysomelidae
Source: the annotation of a GenBank genome assembly